This is a messenger RNA of Myiozetetes cayanensis, 1374 nucleotides long. RefSeq names its product mothers against decapentaplegic homolog 3-like. The transcript has 4 exons. The coding region runs from base 141 to 566 and encodes 141 amino acids. NCBI's taxonomy places the organism in Eukaryota, Metazoa, Chordata, Aves, Passeriformes, Tyrannidae. Gene Ontology annotation, biological process: regulation of transcription by RNA polymerase II; cell differentiation; anatomical structure morphogenesis. The record is from RefSeq and is a predicted model, not a curated record. Gene Ontology annotation, molecular function: I-SMAD binding; RNA polymerase II cis-regulatory region sequence-specific DNA binding; DNA-binding transcription factor activity, RNA polymerase II-specific. Gene Ontology annotation, cellular component: heteromeric SMAD protein complex.
UGAAUUGAAUCAAAGAGUGGGAGAAACCUUCCACGGCGUCCCAGCCUUCUCUGACUGUAGAUGGCUUUACAGAUCCAUCAAAUUCUGAGAGAUUUUGUCUAGGUCUGCUUUCCAAUGUAAACAGAAACGCUACGGUGGAAAUGACAAGACGACAUAUAGGAAGGGGAGUGCGUCUCUAUUACAUUGGUGGAGAAGUUUUUGCUGAGUGCCUAAGUGAUAGUGCGAUUUUUGUUCAGAGCCCCAACUGUAAUCAAAGAUAUGGCUGGCAUCCUGCAACUGUGUGCAAAAUUCCACCAGGAUGCAAUCUAAAAAUCUUUAAUAACCAGGAAUUCGCUGCUCUUCUGGCUCAGUCUGUGAAUCAGGGCUUUGAAGCAGUUUAUCAGCUUACUAGAAUGUGCACCAUAAGAAUGAGCUUUGUUAAAGGAUGGGGGGCUGAGUACAGGCGCCAAACGGUAACAAGCACUCCUUGCUGGAUUGAGCUUCAUCUGAACGGACCUCUACAGUGGCUGGACAAAGUACUGACUCAGAUGGGCUCCCCUUCAGUUCGCUGCUCCAGCAUGUCCUAAAAUCUCUCUGCUUCCUCACCAGUGGGCUAAACAUCGAGUCCAGACAACAGACUCAAUAUAACAGCUCCUCUGUCGUAGUAUUUGUGUGUGGUUCCCAUGAACUGUUUACUAUCCAAAAAAAAAAAAAAAGGUUUUUAAAAAUGGAAAAAAAAAAAAAAAAGGUUAAAAAAAAAGAGAGGAAAAAAAGAAAAACAGCACUUGAGGUCUCAUCAGUUAAAGCACCUUGUGGAUUCUGUUUCCUAUACUCUGAUACUAGAUGAAAAUUUAGUGUAUAGAAAAGCCUUCUUCAGAAAAAAGUGACAGUUUUAAAGAUUCUUUAAUGGUGUUUCUAUUGGGUAUAUAAUUGAGUGUCCUAAUGGUUUAUCAAUAACAUGAAUAGCUAAGUAUACGUACAGAUAAUGUAUCACGAUCUCAAAUAUCACAGUAUUGUGCUGUUCUACAUUUUAGUUCCCAUAAAUAGUCAUUUGGAUUUUUUUGAUUGGGGCAAAUAUCUCAUAAGAUUCCAAGACUCUACUCCCUUAUUCUUUUAUAUUUUUUUAUAUAAGCAGGUUUUUCGAGUAGUCCUAAACAUAAAAAGCAGACUUUCCUUGUAGAAAAGCUUAACUUUUUGCUGCCUUCUUAAAGAAAAAGAAAAUCCCUCCAUUGGAAGGGAAAGAAAUGUCUUGAGAUUCCUCUGUGACAUCUUAAGACACUUUAUAUACUUAAUGGGGCCUAAAAUGAAUUCAUAUUAUAAAUUCCAAGUAUCCAUUACACUAGGAGUCUACUUUUCCCUACUCACCUGAGUUGAUGCAUCUGGUGCCAGCGCUGU